Morone saxatilis (striped sea-bass) is the source of this 4685-nucleotide messenger RNA. It is a transcript of the gene ptprnb, whose product is annotated as protein tyrosine phosphatase receptor type Nb. Gene Ontology annotation, molecular function: protein tyrosine phosphatase activity. Lineage: Eukaryota; Metazoa; Chordata; Actinopteri; Moronidae. Gene Ontology annotation, cellular component: secretory granule. The record is from RefSeq and is a predicted model, not a curated record. Gene Ontology annotation, biological process: protein dephosphorylation.
AGCAGCAGCAGCAGCAGCAGCCUCUCCUCAGACAUGGAGAGCUGGUAGAAACGCAGCAGCAGCGGCCGCUCUCCCCUCCUCUUCCUCCUCCUCCUCCUCGUCGCUCCGGUGGAUGCUGGAUGUACCAUGAGGUCUCCGCAGCUGUGGGCAGCUCUGUGCCUCCUCCUCACCGCCUCCUGCCGGCUCUGCGCGGCCGCCCGACACGGUUGUUUGUUUGAAAAGAAGCUCUGUCCGAGAGAUCAGCUGUGCAGCGAUGAUGGUCUGUUUGGACAGUGCCAGCCUCCUCACCAGGAGCCCGUCCAGUACCAGGUGUCCGUACAAGUCCUGCACAAACUGCAGGAAGUCCUCAAAGACCUGAUGGUGCAAGGUCUGACCUGGAGGGACGACGUCACCCAGGCAAUCAUCAGCCGAGAGCUGAGUCGAGUUCCCACAGUCGGCUCCUCCUCCAAACUUGACGAGCAGUCGCCCAAACAGUUGUCCAGACUGUCGGGCCCCAGUCAGCGGAGGGUUCAGGGGCCCGAGGAUCCAGCCGACCCCGAGAUGAUGCAGCAGUAUGUGGACUACAUGAUCCUCGACCCCUCCCGAUCCUCCGUCCAUAUGCAGACGCCCCUGCUGGACCCGUACACCUACCACCAGCAGCAGUACGGCUACCAGGAGGAGGAGGAACGCUCCCUCAACUCUCUGGACGAUAAUCCAGCCUUCCCGCUCCUCGCCGCCCCCUCUCGCUCCAGAACCCGAGGAAACCCUCUGGAUAGAGACCGGCAGCUCCUCCAGGACCUUGUGUCCUUUUACCUCACCUCCCCUUCUUCUUCCUCCUCUUCUUCAUCCUCUUCUUCCUCCACUGUGCAGUCCCUCUCCCGCAACAGAGGGGCGGUAGCAGCAGCAGCAGCAGCAGCAGGAUUUCCCUCUUCACUGUCCUCCUCCUCAUCAUCUUCCUCCUCCUCCUUGCCCUCCUCCUUCUUCCAGGAGCUGGAUUUCCCACUGGACUAUGGCAAGGACUACGUUUCCCAGAUGGCCCAGCUCCGCAAGCAGCAGCAGCAGGAGCAGCAGGAGCAGGAGCAGCAGGAGCAGCAGCAGGAGCAGCAGGAGCAGGCAAAGAAGAAGGCGCAGGAGGAGUACGACGCUCUCUCCGGACUGGACGAGCGCUCUCUGCAGCGGUUGGCUCUGCUGCUCGAGCACUACGGCCUCGACCUGAAGGAUCUGUCCCCCGAGCAGAAAGACAAUCUGCCGGCCGCCCUGAAGCAGCUGCAGCUGGACAGCUCCUACGGCCACAAACAAACCAAAGAUAACUAUGGAAACAACGCUGCCACAGGAAAGAAGCUCACAGAGGGUUCGAUGGCAUACAAGAUCGCUGCCCCCGAGGCUCCGGCCUCCACCGUCAGACCAGAAGGACUCCAGAAAGGUUCGAGUGCAGCAGCCAACCAGGACGGACCGAAGACUGAACCAGGAUCCAAGACUGACGAGUACGGAUACGUGGUCACCAAUCAGAGUGUGGUCGGACCUGCCAUCACCUUCAGGAUCAGAACCAACUCCAAGAACCUGACAGCUGCAGAUGUGGCAGAUAAAGCCGUUGCAGAGAAGAACUUCCUGGACUCUGAGACGGGCCUGAAGGUGCUGCAGGGUGGCGUUGGAGAGAGGAAUGAUGGGAUGCUUUCACUGGUGACCCGAGUCCAGCCGGCCCGCUGGUAUAUCGCCACGCUGGUCGCCAUGGCGUGCAUGCGGUGGCAUUCCUGGUGUCCCCGACCAUGGACCAUCGCCUGUCUGCGUCCACCACACGGACGGCAUUCGAAGAAACUGGGUCUGGGACCAGAGGGAGGCAGCUUCAGCCACCAGGAGUACCAGGACCUGUGUCGCCAGCACAUGGCCUCCAAAGGUGCCUUCGGACGCCUGGAAGCUGCAGCCCUCGGCGCCGUGGGAGGAGCAAGCGGAGGAGGAGGAGGUGCGGGAGGAGGAGGAGGAGGAGCAGGUGCCGGCGUCGGGGGAGUUGGAGGAGGAGCGGGAGCAGCAGGAGGUGGUGGCACCGACUCGAGGGUGAGCAGCGUGUCGUCCCAGUUCAGCGACGGAGCCCAGCCCAGCCCGAGCUCCCACAGCAGCACGCCAUCAUGGUGUGAGGAGCCGGCACAGGCUAACAUGGACAUCUCCACCGGUCACAUGAUCCUGGCCUACAUGGAGGACCACCUAAGGAACAAGGACCGUCUGAUGAAGGAGUGGGAGGCUCUGUGCACCUACCAGGCCGAGCCCAGCGCCGUGUCUGUGGCUCAGAGCGACGCCAACGGCAAGAAGAACCGCUGCCCCGACUCUGUGCCCUAUGACCACUCGAGGGUGAAGCUGAAGGCGGAGGUCAACCCUUCACGCUCCGACUACAUCAACGCCAGCACCAUAAUUGAGCACGACCCCCGGAUGCCGGCCUACAUCGCCACCCAGGGCCCCCUGUCGCACACCAUCUCCGACUUCUGGCAGAUGGUGUGGGAGAAUGGCUGCACUGUGAUCGUGAUGAUGACUGCUCUGGUGGAAGAUGGAGAGAAACAGUGUGACCGUUACUGGCCUGAUGAGGGCUCAUACCCGUCUCACACAAUCUCAGUGAGGUCGAACUUGGUGUCAGAGCACAUCUGGUGUAACGACUUCCUGGUGCGAAGCUUCUACCUGAAGAACGUGCAGACUCAGGAGACCAGGACGCUCACUCAGUUCCACUUCCUCAGCUGGCCGGCUCAGGGCAUCCCCACCUCUACGCGCCCCCUGCUGGACUUUCGCAGGAAGGUGAACAAGUGCUACAGAGGACGAUCCUGCCCCAUCAUCGUGCACUGCAGUGACGGUACAGGUCGGACUGGGACUUACAUCCUGAUUGACAUGGUUCUCAAUCGCAUGGCUAAAGGUGUGAAAGAGAUCGACAUCGCUGCUACGCUGGAGCACGUCCGGGACCAGAGACCUGGGAUGGUUCGCACCAAGGACCAGUUUGAGUUCGCCCUGACUGCCGUCGCUGAGGAGGUCAACGCCAUCCUCAAAGCUCUGCCCCAGUGAAACCAGUACGACCCAGACCAGCCUCCUGUCUGACGCACUGACGCUGCUCCCUGACCCCCUGACUCUCGCACGCAUUCUCCUAUGUUACUUUGCUUUUUUUGUCUGUGAUGAUGACGAUGAAGGAAGACGUUAUGCUUCUCUAUCUGCCUGUCGGGUGAUCCCUUCAAAUAUAAUGGUGAUGUCAAAAAAAACAAAAAAGAACACAUUACUAUCAGACGACUUUAAGGUCGGGAAGGAUUAACACUUUUUUAGGAUUUGUGGCACGUUUAUGAUGUGUUCAGGGACACUCAGAGGGAAAAAGUUGAAAUGAAAAUUAAAUCAGGAAGAUAAAAAAAAGAAGCUGUUUUAAUAAAAGCAUAUAAUAUAAGAAGGUAAAAAAAAGUUGUUUGUUAAUUUAACAAACUUCAAAGCUGUCAGGAACCCAAAACACAAAAAAUGAAAGACACCUAGGCGCCUAUAUAUAUAUAUAUAUAUUUGUUUUGUGAUAAUCACUCAAAAUGUUGCCAUGGAGCACUUCAAGGAUGUAAAGAAUAUUAUUUUACUAUUUAUAUGAAUUAUAAAAUACAGAAGAAAGGUUUAAGAAAUAAAACCAAAAUACAGUUAAUUUAUAGGUAAAGUAAUUUUAUUAAGUCUGUAUAGGCUUGAAAAUAAUAAUAAUAAUAAAUAUUAAUAAUUCACAGAUUUAAAGAAAUGUUAUGGUCUACGGACGUAAAUGAGAUGCUUUGUGAAAGCUGAUCGUCAGCACUUUCAGUUUGUCUCUACAGGGCAUAUAAAUAAAGUUACUAUGAAUAAAACAGUGUAUUCACUGAUGAACCGGCAGACUCCAGAGGGUUUAUAAAAUGUUUCUGUCAUGCCUCAUAAAUUAAAAACACAAACACUUAAUUCACCUGACUACUUUCCCAUCCUGAAUGUAUUUUCUGAACCAUCUGACUGCAUGUGAACAAGUUUUAAACAUCAGAUUUUACUUGUGGAGAUCCAUCUGAAGUUCUGGGAGCUAUGCUCCGAUUAACCCUUCCUAAGUCCCGCCCCUUUUUGCUUUGAGCUCCAAUAACAGUCAACUUCAACAUAGAUUAGCCUAGCACAUAGCAUAUCUGAGUACAGGAAAGGAGGAGGUUGACCGAGGUGUUCUCAGUUCCUAUUGGAGCCAAAAAGGGGCGGGACUUACGGAGGUUCGAUUUAGGCCAGAUUGAAGCAGAAAUGUAAUUUUUCCUCUUAUAUGUGUUUGACAUUGUGUCGCUGUUGGGUCGUCAUGUUGGUUUUGGUCUCUACGAGGAAGCUAAAUUAUUAAAAAAUAUAUAUUUGAAAGCAAAAAAGGCUUAAAAAAAUAUAAUUCUAAAAUGUCAAGUGAUAAGAAAUAUAACAUUCGAAAGAUACUGGUUAUGUGCCCGAUGUUUUACAAGGCGGUUGGGAAAUGAUUGUUCACACAUCCUGCUCGCUCUGUAGCUUCCCUUCCUCUCCACUAACACCUUCAGAAAAGACAAAUGUACAGCGUCCGUCUCUUUGUGUGCCAUUCAGAUUGUUUGAAGUCACUGGAUAUAUUGUUGUAUACCUCACGCAAGUCAAAAAAUGAAUAAAAAAAAUACAAAAAAACAAAACAAGAAAUGCUGUUCUAUGAAAAUAAGAAAAGCUAUUUUGUAUCUGUGAGACCUUAAAUAAAUCUUUUCGUG